This is a messenger RNA of Meloidogyne enterolobii, 492 nucleotides long. NCBI's taxonomy places the organism in Eukaryota, Metazoa, Nematoda, Chromadorea, Rhabditida, Meloidogynidae. The record is from the annotation of a GenBank genome assembly.
UCACUUUUUUCUGUUACUCUAGUUCACUUUUUUGCCAUAAAAUUAUUUGGAGAUGAAAAUUUAAAUAAAAUUGAUUGGUUAAAGUCAAUAUAUCAAAUGAUUAGUUUACCUUUAAUUAUGUUGAUUGGGGCUGAGUAUGGAUGGAGAACGGCUUUUUGUUUAUUUUUAUUUCCGGUGACAGACUUUUUCUUUCAAAAUGACAUCAAAAAUUGGUGUUGGUUAAUGAGUUUAUUGGCUGCUUAUUGUUUUUAUGCAACAGGAAAUCAAAGAACUUUAAAUUCAAUUCCUUGGCGUGCGGCUUUUGUUGUUUUACCUGGAAAUUUUGCUUUUAAAUGGGUUCCUGCUUCUUUUAUUUUGACUGCAAUGUUUUUUGGACAAUUAUUAGCUUCUUUAAUGGCACAUAUGAAAGAAGAGGAAACGGCCCCUUUUUAUUUAAUUUUGUUUUUGGCAAUUAAAGUAGGCAAUAUGAUUUUAUUUUUUAAAUUUAAAUAA